AUGCCCUCCCCGCCCCGCACGCCGACCGGCCACGAUAUCACAGUGCAUGGCCGGCGCUGGCGAGCGAGCGACCCCGCCAUCCCGCCCAAGCUGCGACAGGAGCUCGUCAACUCCCUUAUGGUGGGGAGGAGGGGUGUGCGUUCUGACGGCGCGAAGGGCUCGGUCGCUCGAAGGAAGGUGCAAGAUGCGAAGGUGGCGCUGGGCGAGAGAGGGGUGGAGUGGUGGAUCCCCACCGACGCAUGCCAGAACGAAGAUGUCGAGAAGGGAACUGCAACGAAGGAGGUCGAAAACGACCAUGGCGCGGGAGACAAAGCGACGAAAAACAAGGAGAACAAGCUCUGGUGGCAGCUACCCUCGAAACGGGACGGGCUCCACGCCCGCAUCGACUCCACGAUUCGAUCACUCUGCCGCGCCCGCGAACAUGGCACUGUCUGCCCGUCGGAGGUAUCUCGUGCCGUCGCAGGCGAUGCGACGGAAGACUGGCGCGAGCUCAUGCCGCUUGUGAGGGAAAGGGCUGAGGGAUUGAUGCGCAAGGGACAGAUUGAGAUCUGCCAGAAGGGCGAGAGAGUCGAGCCCGGAGAGUACAAAGGACCCAUACGGCUGAGGGUGGCUGCGGGGAUCGACGAGCCAGGGGGAAACGAGGAAGGAGCUGAGGAUGCGGAUGACAGUGGAGACGAAGGAGAGAAAGAAGGCGGGCAGGGCGGCGAGGACGGCGUCAACGGCGUCAACGGCGGUGACAAGGAUGCGAGGGAUGAAGAGACGUCAGACGAGGGGACGACAGCAAAGGGUAAGAACAAGGAGGAGCCAGUAGCACAGACAACGAGAGGCGGUAAGCGACAGCACACACCAGAUCCACCGGAGGCUGAAUCAGACUCGCUUCCGUUGCGCAGCGGGAAGCGUCGACGCUGA
Molecule: messenger RNA, 909 nt
Organism: Trichosporon asahii var. asahii CBS 2479
Lineage: Eukaryota; Fungi; Basidiomycota; Tremellomycetes; Trichosporonales; Trichosporonaceae
Exons: 1
Coding region: 1-909 (302 amino acids)
Source: RefSeq, a predicted model, not a curated record